GCAAUCUCCCUCACUGUCUCUGGGGAGACCAGUUCUAAAGCGCCUCAAAGAAUCAUAAAUUAUGAGAGAACUCUGAAAUUCUUUCACAAUUUCGUCCUUGCACAGAGAUCGAAUUUUAGUGCUUCUCCAAGAAGUUCCCUGUCUUCCAUCUCGGUCUUCGCCUACUCUUUCACAGGUAAACAGUAAGCAAAUGUCCUAUGAGUGUGGGAUUCAUGGCGUACUCUAGACUGCACUGAAGAGAGAGAAAGUAGCUGCAUGAAUGAAGAAAUAACCAUUUGGGAUUUCCUUAGCCCGAUUUAGGCUCUCUGUCACAAGCGUUGCCGGGUUGAGGAGGUAAAAAUGGAGAAUGGUGAAAGCAGCAGCAGCAAUGAGAGGCACGACGUGUGCAAGGACGACUCGUGCUCUCGCCAGUUCAGCAAUGGCUCCAAUCCUUGGAUGGCAAGAUAUGUUUACGGCUUGAUUUUUCUAGUUUCAACUCUUCUAGCAUGGACUGCUCGAGAUUAUGGCAGCAACGCCUUGAUGGAAGUGAAGAGAUUAAGAGGAUGCGAAGAUUCAAGAGACUGUUUGGGUGCUGAAGCAGUUCUGCGAGUGAGCUUGGGGUGCUUUACAUUUUUUAUCACAAUGUUUUUUUCAACAGUUGGCACCUCAAAGUUGGAUGAGCCCAGAGAUUCUUGGCAUUCUGGAUGGUGGUCUGCAAAGAUAGUUAUGUGGAUUGCCUUUACUACCAUCCCUUUUUUGCUUCCCUCUGGCAUUAUUAAGCUCUAUGGGGAGAUUGCACAUUUUGGUGCCGGGGUCUUUCUUCUAAUUCAGCUGAUAAGCAUUAUCAGCUUCAUUAUGUGGCUGAAUGAUCAUUGUCGGCCAGAAAAAAGUGCAGAAAGAUGCCAAAUCUAUUUGAUGUUACUUGCAACGACUGCAUAUGUUGUGUGCUUGGGGGGGAUCAUUUUGAUGUAUAUUUGGUAUGCACCGGAGCCAUCUUGCAUCCUUAAUAUUUUCUUCAUUACUUCAACAUUGGUACUCCUCCAACUCAUGACCAGUGUCUCUCUUCACCCAAAAGUGAAUGCUGGCAUAUUGACACCAGGGCUCAUGGGGCUUUAUGUGGUCUUUAUCUGUUGGUGUGCAAUUAGGAGUGAACCAACAGAGGGAAAGUGCAUCAGGAAUGCAGGAGCUACAGACAAAACAGACUGGCUUACCAUCAUAAGCUUUGUUGUUGCUGUGCUUGCGAUUGUUAUUGCAACGUUUUCAACAGGCAUAGAUUCCAAAUGCUUUCAGUUCAGGAAGGAUAGGACACACGGCCAAGAUGAUGUUCCGUAUGGUUAUGGCUUCUUCCACUUUGUGUUUGCCACAGGAGCUAUGUACUUUGCAAUGCUAUUGAUUGGUUGGAAUACUCAUCUUUCCAUGAAAAAGUGGACGAUUGAUGUGGGGUGGACCAGCACAUGGGUCAGAAUAGUGAAUGAGUUGCUGGCAGUUUGUGUCUACCUAUGGAUGCUGGUGGCUCCACUCGUAUGGAAGUGCAGGCAGACAGAAUCCACAUGAGACGUUCAAAAAAUGUCCGUCGUUUUUUUUUUUUUUUUGGACAUUAUCCCUCAUUGAUUGUACAUAUAUGGAGAUUCCUUUGUCCUUUGUCCCCUUGCACAUAUAGGAAAAGGAAUUGCAAUAUACUCAGGCUGAAGCCAGUGCAGCCCAGCAUACACAUACGAAGGUACGGACUGUAUUAUUCUAGUUGCAUACGAAGACGAUAUUCAAACCUUCGGCUCCAUGCGAAGGGUAAGCAAAGAAAACACAGAUUAUUCAUACCGCUUAGAGAGAUUAGAUCCAUCUUUGUUAUUUGUAAAUACAGUACUGGCAGAGAUUUUUCUAGACAAGUAAACUGACAGAGAUUUAUGCCUAUCUAAUAGAACCAUAGAG
This is a messenger RNA of Juglans regia (Persian walnut), 1905 nucleotides long. RefSeq names its product probable serine incorporator. The coding region runs from base 340 to 1533 and encodes 397 amino acids. Gene Ontology annotation, cellular component: membrane. The transcript has 13 exons. The record is from RefSeq and is a predicted model, not a curated record. Lineage: Eukaryota; Viridiplantae; Streptophyta; Magnoliopsida; Fagales; Juglandaceae.